Salvelinus sp. IW2-2015 is the source of this 1756-nucleotide messenger RNA. Its product is annotated as myelin protein zero-like protein 1. Gene Ontology annotation, cellular component: plasma membrane; cell surface; focal adhesion. The record is from RefSeq and is a predicted model, not a curated record. Lineage: Eukaryota; Metazoa; Chordata; Actinopteri; Salmoniformes; Salmonidae.
AAUGCCAUAGAUUCAACGUUUUUGACAGCAAAAAAAUAGGGAUUCACAGCAAAACAGGGAAGCAUGAUGGAAAGUGCGAACCUGUAAGUGACAAUAGGCUAAGACCCACGACUAACCACUGCACCACGAGAUGUGAUAUAUUGUGGAAUAACCUUCUAUAUGAACAUCAAACGCUGCUUUUCAUUGCUGACCAGCAGAGGUCCCUAGUGGUCAUUGUGUUAAAAACUCUGAGUAAUGAACAAUUUUUCWGCACAAUUUGGUGAAAACCCAAAAGGCUUCAGAAAGCCUUGGUUUCCACAUCAUUAGGCGUUAGCUUUCUGGUUCUGUUUGAAUGUUGCUCGUUGAUACUUGUAUCGGUUGGCUCUGGUCUUGAGAGCCGCACGCAGCCUGGGAGACGGAGCGGCCAGUCAAGCGCUGUUUAGGGCUUAAACGCCCCACGAACAUUGCUUACAGGAAGAGGGUGCAGUGGAUGAGCAGCUGGACGCUGGUUAACGUUAGACCUAAAAACAGGGAGGGGGCAAUAUUCAUCCAUUCUAAGUUAUGGAGCUAAGACGGACAAACCCCGCGUGCAAUUGUGCUUUACUAUGUGGAAUAACCUUAUGUCUUAUUUUCGGUAUAAAUCUAACAUUCGCUAUAGAGUUGUACGCCCCRGCGGAAGUGCUGGUUGAGAAUGGCACCACGGGGAUCCUCAAGUGUUCCUUCAAGUCCAGGGAAGUGAUCAGCAGCGCAGCCACAGUCACCUGGUCGUUUUGCCCGGCGGGAUCCGACGCCGGAAGCGCUGUUUCCAUUUUCUAUUACACUUCUGCAAACCACUAUCCAGGGAGUGUGGCUCAAUUCAAAGACAGGGUGAAAUGGGCAGGAGACCUGAACAAAAAAGAUGCCUCGAUUCAUUUAAUUGAGGCGCAGUUCAACGACAACGGCACCUACUCGUGUGCCGUGAUUAACCCGCCUGACAUAUCUGGCACCGCCGCUCAGACACAGCUCAAGGUCGUCAUCAAAGAGUCUCUCCCUCAAGACAAAACGGCCGUCAUAGUGGUCGCCGUGUGCGGCKCGGUCAUCGGGCUUAUCGUCAUCUCUGUGGUUAUCUGCUUGAUCAUCAAGAGGCAUCAAACCACCCAUGAAUACGAAGGUCUUCUCCUGUGUGUAUCCAUGUCUGUAUGUGUCCAUGUCGCCUAUUUCUCUGUGUGCCAACGCUUCCCGAACUGCACAAAAAAAAACCUCUGGUUUGCAAACCCCUCRCCCGGCCCAAAAACUAGCUGCACGUCAGUGGAGAGUGUGAGCUCCCACGCCACACGCCCGGGGGGGAAGAAACCAGAGUCCAGCUUGAAGGGCUCCAGGUGUAGCAGCCACUCCACCCCGGUCCAGGUAGGAGCUACAGGACCUGUGAUAUACGCCCAGUUGGAUCACUCAGGCACCAAGAACCCCAACUCAUUCCACAAGAUGGAGCCAGUGGUCUACGCUGACAUAAGGAAAAACUGAAGAGAACUGGAGACCAAAAGGGACAGGCCACCAUAGCUCGCUGCUUUGGGAUGGGUGGGUGGGGGUUGUUUAAAUACAAGGUUAGAAUUUAUGAUGUUUUGAAAGAUAGUUUUUUUGUCAUUAAUUUCUCCUUUUGUCUGCUGAAAGCAUUCAUUGCAUGUUCAUGUGUGUGAUAAAACAGUUACGCUACCAAGGCUUUCAAUACAGUAAUACAACACAGAGAUUAGAGAAACACUGCCUUCAGAAAGUAUUCAUACCCCUUGACGUACUCCACAUU